CAGACCCUUCUAGUUCUAGGGUUUUCAAAAUAUCUCUUUUUCCCCCAUACGCCUCUUUUAUCAACUCCCUUUGCUGCGCUUCUCGAGCGAAGCAGGGAAAGAGAACUAGAACGAGAAGCCGAAAAAAAGAAAGAAAAAAGAGAGAAAAUUAAUUUUCGUUAGGGUUUUUUGGUUUUUUUUUUUUCAGAUUUUCUCCCAUUGUUGGUCGAUUAGGAUUUUUGAAAGCAUCUUCCCCUGAUUCGAUUGCAUAUCUGUCUGUUUUCUGUUUUUGAUUUGUGAGAGUUAAAAGUGCUGGAAAUCUGAGAUUUAAUAUGAAGCGGGCAAGGAAAUCGAACAGGGUUUCGUGGGCUCCUGGAUCUAAUCUGUGUCAGGUAAAAUUGUUCUUAUCCGAGGACUACCCUUCAAAAAUUGGCCACAAAUCUCAAGAUCAUCUUCAGGAAAAGACUUCGUCAAUGUUGCCUUCAAGUAAUAAUGAAUGUAUUGAUUUACCACCUGGGUUUGAAGGCAAUCAUUUCCUGAACCAACCAAAGGCUGAAAUCUCUCACAUUUCUCUGAUCAAAUGGGAAUGCUCUCCUUUGUUUGCUUUGAGUCAGCGUUGGUGCGUUGCAGCUGGUGAAGAAAGUCGGGAGAAAGAGGAUCAGAAGCUAAGAGAAAUGAGAGUGCUUGAAGCAGUUUAUCCACGUCUUUCUGCUAUUCCUCCUAACCCUUCUGUUUCUCUUGAGGUUGAGGAGGAAGAUUAUGAUGAUAACCUCACUCCUCUAAUCCCUAUCAUUCCCAUUGAGGAAGAAGAUUCGAUGGAUAUUAAACCUGAAGUGGCAGUCACAAAACUUGCUGACACCCCCACCAAUUUGCAGUCACAAAACCUGCAGCAAUAUAUACCGGCAACACCUCCCAUUAUUUCACAAUGCAAUACCUCCUCUACUACUGCUCCCUCAUCUGCCUGUGGAAAGCCCGUUCCCGGUGUAUCUCCUUGUUUGGAGACAGAUCUAGCUGCAGCAGCUUCUGCUGUCGUAGCAGCCAUCAUGAAGAGUAAUGAGCAAGGAAGCUUGAUUGAUAUGGAUCUACUUCUUAAAAUAUUUAAUGAUCCAAUCAUGAUUGGGAAAUUAAUUAAAGAACAUAGAACUGCAUCCAGCACUGUUAGUGCAUCCCCAAAUACUGUGGGUUUACCCACUUCUGGAUUGAAACCUGCAACUUCAUCAGUUCCAUUGUCUAAACCUACAUCCGAGGCGGUACCUUCUGGGACUACACCCACAAGUACAGUAGGUUUAUUAUUUCCUGCUUCUGGGCCAAAGCAAGCAACUCCAUCAGUUGCAUUGUUUACACCCGCACCUGUUAAGCCAGCAGUUCCGUCUGUUUCCGUGUUGACAUCUACACUUGAUAAGCCAACAAUUCCAUCUGUUUCAGUGUUGACAUCUACAUUUGAUAAGCCAGCAGCAACUCCAUCAGUUCCAUUGUCUAGGCCUGUAGCUGGUAUAUCAGCAGCAACUCACUCAAUUACCCUGCCUAUAACUCCAACUCUAUCCACACCUAUGCCUCAUAUGCACUGGCCUGUCAACAAAAAUAUUUCCCAUAUGUCAAAUGGAAUGCUGCCAUCUUUAAAUACUUCUCUUCAACAAGAUGCAGUUCUGUCAUCUGGGGUAAAGCGAUCAGCAUCGUUGGCUUUUGUUUCCUCUGGUGAAUUGAGCACGGUGGCAUUUCCUUCUGCCACUGUGAACUUGCUUGCCGUUGCAAACCAGGUGCGACCGGCUGCUAGUACAGUGCCUUGUCAAUCAGGUACUGGUACAUCAUUUCCUAAGGAUGCCAACUAUUAUAAGAACCUUAUUAGGCAACAUGGUGCAGAUAAGCAAGAUAAGCAGGACUCACAAAUAGGUAUCCGUCAUAAUAAUUUCCAAGAUUUGAAAUCGGUACAUAACAUCAUUAAACCGGGGGAAGUGAUAUUCAAAACUCAGAAACCUUGCAUAUACUUUAAUAGCUCAAGAGGGUGCCGGAAUGGUUCCAAUUGCCCUUAUAAACAUGAUAUGUCAGUUCAAUGGGGAGCUGGUAACGUCCUUGUGGCCGAAAAUGCAAAAAGAUUGAAACUAGGACCAGAAAUUAAGGGGAGGAUAUAGUCUUUAGCGCCAUAUUCCAGUGUUAAAGACUAUAUCCUCCUGUACAGAGAACUUGUACUGACCAAGGGGGAGAGAGAUAGAAAGUGAGGAGUGGGACACAGUUUUAGAUUUUAUAGGAUGUUUGCAAGUUUUUUUAUUCUUUUUUUUCUUCUGAAAUUGGUGACAGGAUUUUAGAUUAAUAUCGGGCAACUCCUUUACAAGACCUUAAACCUUGGGUGGCUGGUUUGGUAGUUUUUUGAUAGAGUCAUGUUGGCUUUGGAUUGUUUUGGACAAACUGGUGUUUUCAUUUGGUCAUCACCUGCUUUGAUGGCCAAUCCGUAGAAUUGGUUGGGGGAUGGUAGUUAGCCACCCAUAACUUUUUUGAGUAUAAAAGGAAAGAAAUAACAAGAAAUCACAUAAAAACACACACACACACAGGGGCAAAGAAGAAAAUUCUUAUUUAAAAAACUUCAUCUGGGAUUAAUGUUCUUUUUGGAAGUAUGCUGCACAGUAUUAAAAUUUUGUACUAACGAAGGCUGAACAAUUGAAUAACAAAGAAAGGAAGGUAGGUUGGAGCAAGACAAUCCAAUGUUCAAUAUACAAUUAACUGAUUGUAAGUUAAUUUCUGAGUAGUUUAAUAAAUUAUAAUACGAAGAUGAGAAAAUUUGGAAUUAAUGAAACAAUCUUCCUAUACAAAUGUCAACUAUAAGUUUAAGUUUGACUCUGAAUAUUCCUACGAACAAAUAUAACUUUGUACGCGUGACUGGAUCCAUCUGCAUGAAAUAUGAUUGAGUUGAAGUGAAAAUUAAUAAGGAAAAAUGAAAUUAACAGAAGUCUUUUUUACAGUGGCUUAAAUUUUGGGUAGAUCAUAGAUAAAGCAAUAUUUUGUCUUGAUAGUGACUUAAAUUUCUUGUUAAGUCUUUAGAUAUCUCCUCCUGAAUAUGGUUGGAAUGAUAUGCUGAUUGUGACUAUAAUACAGAUAAAAAAUUGCUGCCCACUUCUUUGCAUUUGGAUUUAUGCCAAUCUCCAACUGUAAUUCGAAUAUUCAGUACUAAAUUUUAAAUAAGGAAAUUUGUGAAAGAAAACAAACUGAGAAAACUUCCCAAGCCCAGAACUUAAAAAGAAAACAAGCAAAAAUCUU
Messenger RNA from Gastrolobium bilobum, 3228 nucleotides. Its product is annotated as zinc finger CCCH domain-containing protein 30-like. The record is from RefSeq and is a predicted model, not a curated record. The transcript is spliced from 4 exons. Lineage: Eukaryota; Viridiplantae; Streptophyta; Magnoliopsida; Fabales; Fabaceae. Gene Ontology annotation, molecular function: metal ion binding. Bases 312 to 2108 code for a protein of 598 amino acids.